Anastrepha ludens (Mexican fruit fly) is the source of this 8495-nucleotide messenger RNA. RefSeq lists its product as uncharacterized. The record is from RefSeq and is a predicted model, not a curated record. Lineage: Eukaryota; Metazoa; Arthropoda; Insecta; Diptera; Tephritidae. Bases 3033 to 3647 code for a protein of 204 amino acids. The transcript is spliced from 2 exons.
GAAGAUUGGCAAGGUGCUAGGUGACCAGGCGCAAAUUAAGGUCCUCACCCACGAGAUGUUAGUGGAGAUCCGUGAUUUAGAUGAAAUCACAACCAAAGAGGACAUAGGUGAGGCAAUACGAACGCAAGUUAACGAGCUUAACCCAUUUAGUGAAAACGCAAUAAAAAGCGUUAGAGCGGCGUAUGCAGGCACGCAAACAGCGGUGAUAAGCCUACCAGCACUGGACGCAAGGCGACUGCUUGAGAAGCAAAAACUCAAAAUCGGCUGGGCGGUAUGCCGAAUAAGAGAAAAGCCUGACUUGAGGAGGUGCUACAGAUGCUUGGAGUAUGGACACCUAGCGAGGGCGUGUACAAACAAAGACGACAGAAGCCAGAACUGUCUCAAAUGUAGAGAAAAGGGUCACCAAGCGAAAGUAUGCGAAAAAAAGCCCUUCUGCGUAGCUUGUAAAAGGAAUGGAAGAGAAGAUACAAGCCAUCAGAUUGGAAGCAGAAAAUGUCCCCUGUAUCAAGCGGCGUGUAUUAAAACGAAAAAAUAAGGAUUGAGCAGAUCAAUCUAAACCAUUGGGAGGCUGCACAAGAGCUCCUUAAACAAAGGGUAUACGAAAAGAAACAUAAAAACCUAAAUGUCGGAACGUGGGUCUCGGACAGAAAAAGUAAAGCUGCUAUUUGGGCCUGUGGAGGAAAUACCCUGCAGGACAAAUCGCACACCGACAGUGAUUACUAUACCCGAGCAAAAAUAUGUGGCAUCUAUUUCUACAGUUGCUACGCGCCACCGAAACUGACGCAAGCAGAGUUCGAAAACCUACUGGAUGAACUUGUGCAAAACGCUCGUGGUACCACACCAAACGUGAUUGCGGGUGAUUUCAAUGCGUGGGCCUUGGAAUAGGGUAGCAGAUAUUCCAAUAAAAGGGGAGAUGCCUUGAUUAAGGCAUUCUCACUGCUUGAUGCGGUUCUGCUAAACACUGGGAGAAAAAACACUUUCGAAGUGAAUGGUCGUGCAUCAAUAAUAGACAUCACUUACGCCAGCAGGGCGCUAGUACGAACAGCAAGCUGGCAAGUGUGUGAUUUUUACACAGGCAGUGACCACCUUGCCAUUAGGGUGGACUUUUCGCAUGGAAAAGAACCCGUACAGAAAAAACAGAAUAAGGGCUGGAGGGUGGAGAUGCCUGAUGAAGAAAUGUUCCAUAUCAUGCUAGAAAAGAACCCGACUAACACCAACGAUGUGGAACUACAGGCGGAGCUGCUAGUAAAACAUGUUAGCAGAGCUUGCGAUGCCGCUAUGUGCAGGAAAAGACAGAGCGCUCACAGAAAGCCUGUAUACUGGUGGAACGAGGAGAUCAGCACCCUAAGAAGCGAAUGCAAAAAAGCAAGGCGCCUUUCCCAAAGGAGUUAUGGGUUGGCAGAACACUACAGGCUCCGCGAGAACUAUAAAAAGAAGCGGAAACAAUGAAAGAAAGCCAUUAAAAGCAGAAAGGCAGCCAGCUUUAAAGAACUGUGCCAGAAUGUGGACGAAAACCCGUGGGGUGAUGGCUACACACUCGUUUUGGCCAAGGUUAAAGGAGGCAGAGGACAUGCAACCAAGCCAGACCCAGUCCCACGCAGCAGAAAGCAGUGUCACAAUCAGUGAAUCAGAGGUGAUUUUGGCAACGGAAAGUUUCGGCAAUGCUAAGGCUCCAGGACCUGUCGGCAUUCCGAACAAGGCACUGAAGAUGGCUAUCAGUCGCAAUGCAAAGCCAUUUGCAGAACACUACACCAAGUGUAUAAAUGAAGGCAUGUUUCCAAAAGUAAGAAGCAACAACUAGUCCUACUUCAGAAACCAAAUAAGCCAGCGGGUGACCCAAGUUCUUAUCGGCCACUCUGCAUGAUAGAUACUAUGGGUAAAAUCUUGGAGAAACUAAUCUGCACGCGCCUGGAACAGCAUCUGGAGAAAGUGCCGGCUGAACUAUCCGAACAUCAGUUUGGUUUUCGAAAAGGUCGUUCAACCAUCGACGCCGUCAGGAGGGUGACAAACAUUGCAAGCAAGGCUAUUGAGGGUGACAGGUGGAUGCAUGGUGAUAAAGAAUACUGUGCAGUUGUCACUCUGGAUGCCAAGAACGCCUUCAAUUCGGCAUACUGGCCCCAUAUUAUAAAGGCUCUUGAAGGAAAAAAACGCCAGCAUACUUAGUACGGAUUAUAAACAGUUAUCUGUCGGAAAGAGUACUUCUGUACUAUACAGAUGAAGGCCCUAAGAGAUAUGCAGUGACGGGCGGAGUACCGCAGGGAUCUGUACUGGAAUGUACUAUCCUAUGGAAUGUACUACAAUAUAUGAUGGGGUACUGCAACUCCCAAUGCCGAGGCAAGUGCAAAUAAUAAGAUACGCAGACGACAUUGCGUUAACCAUAGUCGCCAAAACAAUCCCUCAGAUUCAGAGUAUCUGCAGCGAGGCCACAACGAAGGUCAAACAAUGGCUAACGGCAGUUAAACUCCAACUAGCAGGGCAAAAAACAGAAGCAGUUCUCAUUACGAGUAGAAAAAAGUUAGAAACGACCACACUAAACAUUGAUGGGCUUAACGUCACAACACAAGCGGCACUACGAUAUUUGGGUGUAAUGAUCGAUGCUGGACUAAGCUACAAGGAGCACAUUAAAAAAGCAUGCGGAAAGGCAGCCAUGGUGACGGCGGCACUGUCAAGAAUCAUGGCCAACAUCGGUGGUCCUACUCAGAGUAGAAGAGCGCUUCUGGCUAAAGUUACCCAGUCUACAAUCAUGUAUGCAGCACCCAUAUGGGGUAAAGCCCUGAUACAGAAAACAUACGCGAAGAAGGCGGAAAUAGUUUUUAGACUUUUUUCCCUUAGAGUUGCCUGUGCUUUCAGGACAGUGUCGUUUGAAGCAGUAUGGGUACGUUCGCGAUGGCAAUCAGAACAGCAGUGUUGCAAAUUUUGCAAAGUAUCACGUUCUUCUUGAAUCUGUGGCAACACUUGCAAAAGUCAAACGUUCUAUUUACUCAUCAGGCACGCAAAUAACCUCAAUAACCGGCAACACAAUUUUUGUCUGCAUGCUUAACACAAAUGCAAUGGAAAAAGAAAGCGAAAGACUGAAUACUGUCAUGAGCAAGCUACUAAUUAGAUGCCGGCUGGACAUGGAGGCCGAAUUCGCUGCCGGUAAAAAGAAAAGUUCUGUUCUCUGGGGCAAAGUCCUAGAUUCCAUGAAGGCAGUAAAUCCAGAUGUUCCUGAUAGUAAGGAAGUACUCCAGAGAAAAUUUUUUAAUUUUUUAGCAUCGUAUAAACGCAUAAAAAAGCGAAAUAAAGAAUCAGGUCGGAACGCAACCACCUGGGAGUACUUCGACGAGUUUGAUGCCAUGUACGGUUGUCGGCAUUCAGUUGAGCCGCCAGAGGAAAAUUUGCAGUCUGCCUUGGCAAGCCCAUCGGGUGAUGAAAGCGAGUGCGAUUUGGAAGAGCAGGUUGGCAGCGCAAGGAAACGUUCCAAGAAAACGGCAAAUGAGGCGAUAUCAUUUUUUAAGGAAGAAGCUAGCAAGGAACAAAAACGUCAUGAGGAUGUACUACGGUUAGAGAGGGAAAAGCUUGAGAUUGAAAAGGAGAAAAUUGGUGUGCUAAACUCUUUGCGCGACAUUUUAGCUAAGAUUAAUACACGCGUUGAACUGAGGUUGUAGUUGAAUCUUCUUUCUUCGGUAGAAAGAUGCCCAUUGUCCCUAAAUGGGACCAUUAAAUAUUUUGCUAUGGGAUAAGCUGAGUGCAAGGCAGUUAUCAGUUUCUAAACACAUUAUUAAAAUUAAAUUAUAAAUAAAGCCUUAACUUCUCAAAUUUAAUACUUACAUGCAGUGUAUCACGAGUCAUACGAAAGUGGAAAAGGAAUACGUCAGCGUCGUAUAGUUCAAUCGUGAUAAAAAAAUGUUGGACCUUUACGAUUCGUCUUCUCUUAAGAGUUUCUUCAAAAAGAAAAUUCUUUUUUUUGUUUGCCUGCCUCCUCCUUUUUUCAAAAUUUAUUAAAAAACUAUCAGCACUUUUCUCAAUCUCAUCUAUUAUUAAAUUAAUUUCCAUUUGUACUGCGAUCUGAAAUCAAAACUUUUCCUCAAAUUGAUACCUGCCACAUUACAGCAACAUAACAGCUGAGUAUCAGCAGUGUAGUGCAGAAUAAGCAACAGGGUUGUUGUAUUGCUGCAGUUAUACAUUUUCGCAAACGUACCCUAUGGGUCAUAUCGGCUAUCAUGCCACCAGAUAUAAUGACCUCUGAACUGGGCAGAGUGUACGACAAAGCCAAAAGCCUAAACAGGCGAUUAACGGUGGAAGAGCGUAAAGAAGAAAGACGGGGGAGCAUAAUUAAGUGGCAAAAUCGCUGGGACCUAGCGACAAAAGGGACAUGGACGCUUAAACUUAUCAGAAGCGUACAGGCUUGGGUUGAGAGAGGACAUGGUGACACAGAUUACUACCUCACACAGUUCCUGACGGGGCAUGGAUGCUAUAGAGAGUAUCUCCAAAGACUCGGCCACGAGGACGCAGCUGACUGCUCGUUCUGCGGCAACGGUAGUGAGAACGUGGAACAUGUGUUCUUCUCCUGCCCGAGAUACGCAUCUGAAAGAAUGUGCAUUGAAGAAAUCAUAAAAGAAAAAAUAACCCCGGGCAACAUUGUAGAUCACAUGCUGCGGUCGAAGUUGGUGUGGGCCAAGAUGAGAAAAUGGUCCGCAAAUGCGUUACAGGAACUGCGAAAAAAGGAAUGGGAACGCAGUAAAGAAAGAAAACAAAGAAAUAAUGAAGGGUAGACGGAGAGGGAAAUAUAAGUGAAGAGCCAUAAUAGCUAGCUUGGCCCUGCGAUGCAAUGCUUAAACGGCGCUACCGCAGGGCAAACUAAAGCUACAGAAGUCGGAGUUAGGGUUUAGUACGUAGGUGUACUGUUUCGCAAGUCCAGUUUAGUAUUAAUACUGACGGUGCGUGGUCCCGAAUGAGGUGCACCCUUAGCGAUCAGUAUGAGUCGUGCAUGCCAUCUAUAUUGACGGUAUCUAUGUAAGAUUCCCCUUUCGGAUAAAAAAAAAAAAAAUGUGGACUUUGCAUAAUAUGUACUUACAUGUGUUUUUUGUUUUUGUUUUUUUAUGGAGGUGGCACAAAGCAUUGAAAGCCGAAAAGUGUGAGACUUGCCUUUCGGCUCACCCACUAAAAACCCACCCCAGCUCCGUUUCCCUCCCGCGGGACAACCGUUAAGUAGUACUUCACGGAAGGGGGAGCGGCCUAUUGCCUCUUCAUGAAGAUCUGCGCUGUUGUUCAGCGCGACGCAGUUUGAAGAUUAUUAUUUUUGCCAUAUUACAUACAACGGACCAAUAUUCUUCGGACUCUAUCAUAAUAUCGACUAGGUUAUCAGCCGUAAUUGGCUUUCCCACCCUAGUGCUUAGUUCCUCCCUUUCUAACGCAAAUCGUGGACAGACAAACAAAACAUGUUCUGCGUCUUCUGCAGUUGGUGCACAAUGAGAACAGUACGGGUCGUUAAACCUGUAUAAGUAGGAUUUGAAGCACCCAUGUCCUGUCAGUAUUUGGGUCAGGUAGUAAUCUAACUGUCCAUGUUCACGGUUAAUCCAUUUGGAAAGUAUGGGAAUCAAGCGGUACGUCCAGCGUCCGUUGGGAGACGAGCUCCAUUUCUCCUGCCAUGAAAGCUGGCUACGCUCUCUUGCUAUCCUGCGUAUUGUCGCCCGGUCUGAAGUAGCUUUUUUUUGUAGAUUUCAGCAUACCCUGUCGCCAUUAGGUUGAUUGGGAGUAGACCUGCUAUAACCAUAAUGGCGUCUUCCGAUACCGUGCGAAACGCGCAGCACACUCUGAGGGCACUCAAUCGGUACACCGAUUUCAUACACUUCACAUACGAGCUGUAGUUUGUGGCUUCCGCCCAUGCUGGAGCUGCGUACAGCAAAAUCGAUGAGACCACAGUAUUAAGAAGUCUCCUGCUGUUUUGCCUAGGGCCUCUAAUAUUCAUCAUUAGUCGUGUUAGUGCAGUUACUGCUUCUGCUGCCCUGCUACUCGCGUACACCAAGUGCUCUUUGAAAUUGAGCCUAUGGUCAAUUAUUACGCCCAGGUACUUAAUGAAUGGCUUCGAUUCUAUACCAUGGUCGCCCACCAUUAUAUUAGCUGACUCCACAAUCUUCCUGCUGCUAAUUAAUACUACUUCAGUUUUAUGGUCCGCAAGAGUUAGACCACUGUUGCAUAACCAUCUCUUUACCAUGCCGACAGCCUGGUUGCAUGUUUCUUCGGCUCGACGGAGUGUUUUGGCCACGACCACAACAGCUAUGUCGUCAGCAAAUCCAAUGAUUUGCGACCCUAGAGGCAGACUGAGGCGCAAGACUCCAUCGUACAUGACGUUCCAAAGUAAGGGUCCCAGGACUGAGCUUUGUGCAACUCCGCCAGUUAUUUUGUGCUCUUUUACCCCAGCAUCGGUUUUAUAGCGCAGGGCUCUGUCGGAAAGGUAACUGGCGACAAUCCUGCGAAUGUACCUUGGAAUGUGGAAGUUAUCCAGCGCGAUCAGAAUUUUGCUCCAAUUCGCCGUAUUGAAGGCGUUCUUGACGUCUAGUGUCGCAAUUAGGCAAUACUCCUUGCUACCGUUUAGCCAUCGAGUACCUUCUAUUGCCUUCUGCGCAAUGGUCUUGACUGCAGACACAGCAGGGCUUUCCGGAAUCCAAAUUGUCGGGGUGAUAGACCGCCUACCUCCUCUAUAGCAGCCUCCAGACGGACUGCAAACAGUCGUUCCAGGAUUUUUCCUGCGGUGUCGAGCAUGCACAGGGGGCGGUAGCCUGUAGGAUCUUCCGCAGGCUUGGAUCCUUUUGGUAUUAAAACCAGUUUCUGCAACUUCCACUGGGUUGGAAAUGUACCUUCCUUUAGGCAUGUAUUGUAGAGAUCUACAAAAAUGUCGGUACGACUUUGAAUAGCAACUUUUAAGGCCUCGUUGGGGAUUCCAUCCGGUCCUGGAGCUUUAUUAUUUUUAAUCAUCGGAGUUCUUCUUUGUUGGUUAGCUGCAAAUUUUGGUCGCCUUCACAGGAUCCUACCAAUUCGUGGUAUCGUAUAGUGUCUUGGACGGGGAACAGAGUUUCUACUACAUUACGCAGUGUAGCUGGGCAUGUUGUUGGGAGUGGCUUAAACACUUUGAGUUUUUUCAUAACAAGCCUGUAACCGAGGCCCCAAGGGUCAUUAUCGGCAUCGUCGCAUAGCUGCAGGAAACACCGGCGUUUACUGUUUUUGAUUGCCUUUUUUACACACAUAUGUGUACACAUAUACAUAUGUAUGUAUCCAUACUUUAAAAAAUAAAUCUCUUUGAACAUUAAAUCGCAUGAUUAUUACACAAAUAAUCAUUUACAUAAUAUUUUUUGAUGAAUUACUAACCAGCAAAUGGAAUCAUUGAUCGGUCAUGUGGUUUGCCAUAGGAAUGUACAAUAGAGAGCUUACAGGUGGCAUAGGUAAAGUUCGAUUUCUAAAUUCUUUGAGAAGAAGACAAUUAAUUGGUGAUUAUUAUGUUCCUUUUGAUUUUCCAUUUUUCAACGAACGCCAAACGAAAACUACGCAAGCGAUCAAAAAACUUUCUUUACUGAUUGGCAGCUGAAUCGCCAACUAUCAAAUAGCAAAAUGUGUUUUACAUUUGUAUUACGUCUGCAAACCUAAAAAAUUCAACUGAAGCCAUCUAUGAGUGAAAUCCGCAAUUACUUAGUUGCCAACCCAAUAUUUUCGUAAGAUUUUUGGACACUUUAAAGGAUUUUAACGUUAGUAAUGAAACAGGUUUUUUACCCCUCGACGAAAUUUUCUAAGGCUAAUAAAAUUACCGAUGCGCAAAUUCGGAUAAAUUUACAGAUGCGCAAAGGCUUAGCGUAAAGUUAAUAUUAAAUAUCCCAAAAUUGUAUGUAGAACUUCAGCAAAUUCAAAAGCGAUUUGAUUUUGGAAGGGAAGGUAUUAAAAAUUUAAGCGUAAUUACUUGUAGGCGGCCUCGGUAGUCUAGCGUAAGUGCACUAGCCUGCCAUCCCAGAUGUUGUGGGUUCGAAUUCCACGUAAAACACGGUCCUCGCACUUUUCCAAACUUACCUACUUUCCUAGUUUCUCAUUAAAAAAAAAAUUAUAAUAAUAAUUUCAUUCCUCAACCCCAACAACCCUAUCCUUUCAAUCCUUACUCCCGCAUAAAAGUCAGCGCAUUACAUGCAUUGUGCCUUCUAAAACAAGCAGAAAAUAAAAGAAAAAGACACAGUUACAUAUUGCAACAAUGGCGCCAGCAAAAGGAAGCGACCAAUCGCGGUAAUAGCGCAGACGCACCAAAUUCAGCGAAGCCCUCAACCAUCUGCGUGAUCCUUCUGCCAGAAAAAUGUGACACACAGAUGGCGCUUCAAGCAGUAAGAAGGCGUUGAUCCUCAGCAACGACAGGUGGGCAUUCCCACUACUUAGGGCUGGUAGCUGUUGAGUCUUGUCGAGGCCCUAUGCCCCCGAGUGGAGUGAACAAGAACAAAAAAACUCCUAGUAAUUUUCUUGGCGUAAAUGAAAUUACAAUU